AUGGCCGCUGAUAUUCCCAAAGUUGUGCCAUUGACAUGCCAUGGACAUUCCCGUCCUGUGCCGCACAUCAACUUCUCCUCCACAGUUGAGGAUGACCAGUACUACCUCAUCUCCGCAUGCAAAGAUAACAAUCCCAUGCUGCGCGAUGGUAUUACUGGUGACUGGAUUGGAACCUUCCUGGGUCAUAAAGGCGCAGUCUGGCAGGCACGUCUCUCCACUGACGCCACCAUCGCCGCAACUGCCGCGGCCGACUUCUCCGCCAAAGUAUGGGAUACUCACACGGGCGAAUGCCUGCACACGCUCCAGCACUCGCACAUUUGCCGAGCCGUAGCAUUCCCCAUGCAGCCCUCGCCCCGCGUCCUAGCCACGGGCGGUUACGAGAAGAAGCUGCGGAUUUUCGACCUCACGCGCAGCAGUAGCAGCAGCGGCGGCGGCGGUGGCAGCAACGGCUCGUCGCCAACGCUCGCCACGGGCCCCUCCACCCCCGCCGAGGGCACGCAGCCAUCCACCGUGACGAGCUACGAGAUCGGACCCGGCGUGCACGGCGGCACCAUCAAAUCCAUCGUCUGGAACCAAGACUACAACAUCCUCACCACGGCAGCGGAGGACCGCAAGAUCCGGUGGUGGGACCUCCGCUCCCGCCACCCUGUGGUCGAGUACACGGUCAACGGGCCCAUCGGCAGCUGCGAACUCAACACCCUGGCCGUGCGGCCCAACGACGCGGGCAUCCUGACCGUCGCCGCCGGCAAGUCCGUCUACCUCUUCGACGGCCUCAACCCCGGCCGCCUCCUCAAGAAGAUGGACUUCCGAUACGAGGUCGCCAGCGCGGCCGUCAACAACGAAACCAGUCGCCUGGUCACCGGCAGUGCCGAUGAUACUUGGGCUCGGGUGUAUGACCUGCUCACCGGAGAAGAACUCGAAGUCCAAAAAGGCCACCACGGCCCCAUCUGGUCCGUAAGCUUCUCGCCCGAUGGCAAGCUCUACGGCACCGGAAGCGAAGAUGGAACCAUCAAACUCUGGAAAGCAUGCAGGGAACCCUACGGUCUUUGGCGGUGA
Aspergillus aculeatus ATCC 16872 is the source of this 1056-nucleotide messenger RNA. Its product is annotated as WD40 repeat domain-containing protein. Gene Ontology annotation, molecular function: RNA binding; protein binding. Gene Ontology annotation, biological process: spliceosomal snRNP assembly. The transcript is spliced from 6 exons. The record is from RefSeq and is a predicted model, not a curated record. Gene Ontology annotation, cellular component: SMN complex. Lineage: Eukaryota; Fungi; Ascomycota; Eurotiomycetes; Eurotiales; Aspergillaceae. Bases 1 to 1056 code for a protein of 351 amino acids.